Molecule: messenger RNA, 1688 nt
Organism: Stereum hirsutum FP-91666 SS1
Lineage: Eukaryota; Fungi; Basidiomycota; Agaricomycetes; Russulales; Stereaceae
Product: alpha/beta-hydrolase
Exons: 16
Coding region: 1-1578 (525 amino acids)
Biological process (GO): proteolysis
Molecular function (GO): serine-type carboxypeptidase activity
Source: RefSeq, a predicted model, not a curated record
AUGAAGCUCAGCGUAGCCCUCUCUCUUGCAUUCUUGUGCGGGUCGGCUGUGGCUGACAACCUGGGAGAGCGUAUGCGCAAUGCUCGGUCGAGGCAGCAAGCCCAUCAAGAGCGUUUCAAACGGAUGCACGACGUCGAGAUGACCCCUGUGGUGCAUGAGCCAGGAGUGAUCAAGCGUCAGGAUGGUUCGCCUAUCACUUUCUCGAACCCUGCCGCUCAGAAGUUCUUCGUGAACGGGACCACGAUUCCAGACGUGCCCUUCGAUGCUGGUCCGUCUUGGAGCGGAUUGAUGCCUAUCUCCGGUAAUGCCAAUGAAACGAGGCAACUAUUCUUUUGGUUCUGGCCCACGACGAACGCGUCGAAUGCUAACGACCUCGUUUUCUGGACAAAUGGUGGCCCUGGCUGCUCUUCGCUCGAAGGAUUCUUACAGGAGAACGGUCCGAUCUCGUGGUCCUGGGGUCAGGCUCAACCUACGCCUAAUCCAUUCUCGUGGACCCAAUUGGCCAACGUGGUCUGGGUGGAACAACCGGUCGGAACCGGUUUCAGCCAAGGCACUCCCGAUAUCUCGAACGACGACGAGCUCGCAGCUGAGGUUAUGGGCUUUUUGCAACAAUUCCUGGAAGUAUUCGAUGAGCUGAAGGGAAGCGAUUUCUACGUGACGGGCGAAAGCUAUGCUGGCUUCUACGUUCCAUAUAUCGCGAACUUCAUCUACGAACAUCCAGGUGAACUCGACUUGAACCUGAGGGGAAUAUCGAUCGCAGACCCUUCGCUCUCAUACGAUUUCGUACAGGAGGACAUCCCCGCUCUGCGCUUUGCUCAGGCCAACGCGAACGUCUUCCCAUUCAACAGCACGUUCAUGGCUCAGCUGCAGAACAUCUCCGACACCUGCGGGUUCACGGAUUACCUCGACUUCGUGACGUACCCGCCGGCUGGACAGUUGCCUUUCCCCGCUGGUGUGAUCAACGGAACGACGUCCUUGGAGCGUUCGUGUGGUAUUUGGGAUAUGAUCAUCGACGCGGUGCAGCUGAUUAAUCCGGCAUUCGACGUUUAUCGAGUUACGGAGGCUUGGCCUAUUCCGUGGAGCGUUCUUGGGUUCCCUCGUUCGACUCAAGAGUUCAUUUACUUCAAUAGGACGGACGUCCAAGACGCCAUCCACGCGCCCCACAUCACCUGGUCCGAUUGCUCGAACGGCGCGGUGUACAUCAACGCCACGACGGGCAGAAGCGGACGUGACCAGAGCAUUCCAUCGACACUGAGCGUCCUGCCAAACGUCAUCGAGAAGAGCGAGCGGACGGUCAUCUUGCACGGUCUGGCGGAUUUCAUCCUGCUCGCGGAGGGAACUCGUAUCGCUAUCCAGAAUAUGACUUGGGGUGGAGCGCAGGGGUUCCAGACUCCGAUCGAAAAUGAGACAUUUAGCGUGAAGGAUAUGGGAGUGUAUGGGAAUAUGCACCAGGAGAGGAACUUGACCUACGUCGAGUUCUACUACAGUGGACAUAUGACCCCACAAUUCGUACCCUGGGCGGCGUUCCAGACUGCUGCUUUCUUGUUAGGAAAGGCCGACUCGCCUUCGGCUGCGUGAGUGACAGUUGAUUGCGCUUAGUGCUGUAACAUGAAAGGAACGGAAAGACGGGGUUGCGUAUGUAUGUAUCACAAUGUUGUAUAGCAUGGCUGAUUGGCUAGGAUCUUCAC